This is a messenger RNA of Oenanthe melanoleuca, 4810 nucleotides long. RefSeq names its product G protein-coupled receptor 68 (gene GPR68). The transcript is spliced from 3 exons. Gene Ontology annotation, cellular component: membrane. Gene Ontology annotation, molecular function: G protein-coupled receptor activity. The record is from RefSeq and is a predicted model, not a curated record. Gene Ontology annotation, biological process: cellular response to pH; G protein-coupled receptor signaling pathway. Lineage: Eukaryota; Metazoa; Chordata; Aves; Passeriformes; Muscicapidae. The coding region runs from base 375 to 1451 and encodes 358 amino acids.
CAUAAAGAGCACAGGAGUGAAACACAAUCUCCUCCUCCUUUCCUGUGCUGCUUCACGGACAGCCUUGCUCACAACUGGGAGGAGGAUAGCCUCACCAGCAGCCUGAGCAGGAGCGAGGAGAAGGGAAGUUUUGUGUUCUUCACAUGGCAGGCAAAGCCUCUUUGCAUAAACUCUGCUAACAGAAUCUGGCUUGGAAGACUUGAAAUGUGAGGAUUUUUUUAGAGAAGUGAAAUCCUUCAGGUUAUUAACAUCCUGCAGCAAGUCAUCACUUCAGCCUAAAGUUUUGUGGAAGAAAUAGACUCAACAUGAAAACGGAAUGUAAUUAAGUUUUACAUUCAGGACCCUGAUGAGUGAUACCCAGGGAGAAGCAGAAGAUGGUGAAUUUCACAGAGAAUGUAACUGAGAAGUGCAGUAUUAAUCAUGAUAUCCACGAGACAUUAUCCCCUGUGGUGUACAUAUUUGUGUUUAUAUUAGGCUUGCCAGCUAACUGCCUGUCACUGUACUAUGGUUAUUUACAGAUCAAAGCUAAAAAUGAAUUAGGUAUCUAUCUUUGCAAUUUGACUAUAGCAGACCUGCUGUACAUAUUUUCUUUGCCUUUUUGGCUUCAGUAUGCUUUACAGCAUGACAACUGGACCUACGAUGAGCUGCUGUGCAAAGUUUGUGGCAUCAUCCUGUAUGAGAAUAUCUACAUCAGCGUGGGCUUCCUGUGCUGUAUCUCCAUCGAUCGCUAUCUGGCCGUGGUGCACCCCUUCCGCUUCCAGCGCUUUCGCACCAUGAAGGCUGCUGCCAUCGUCAGCAUCAUCAUCUGGGCCAAGGAAAUUAUGACAUGCUACUUUGUCUUCACUCAUGGGGAGAUCAGUAUGGAUGCUGAGAGCCACUUGGUGUGCUUUGAGCAUUACCCCAUCAAGAAAUGGGAGCACAAUGUCAAUUACUACCGUUUCUCUGCUGGCUUCCUUUUCCCCCUCUUUCUGCUGGCCUUCUCCUACUGUGGGAUUUUACGAGUUGUCCACAAGAGUCCCGGCACACAAAAGAAGAAGAAAAUCCAAAUUAAAAGACUGGUUUCAAGCACUGUUUUCAUAUUUUUAGUCUGCUUUGGACCAUACCACAUCCUACUUGUAGUUCGUAGCUUGUUGGAGAACAACUGCUCAUUUGCUGAGAAAAUAUUUAAUGUUUACCAUAUUUCUCUCCUGUUAACUACAUUUAACUGUGUUGCUGACCCAGUAUUGUACUGUUUUUCCAGUGAAAGCACUUACCAGAACUUUGUCAAGAUGAGAGACUCUUGUCUAACAUGUUUAGGCCAUCUGAAUACUGAGACAAAGGAAUCCUAUCCAUUGAACACUACUGAAACUCCCAACAGAACACAGCAUGAACAACAACCAGGGUUAUUAAAAUUGCCACCUGAUGGUGCUGGAAUGAAGGACUGCUUCACAACUAAUGUAGACAGCCUCUAGCAUUAAUCAAAAGAACCUUAAUCCUACAUCUGAACCUAUGGCCGUGUUUGUAUGUCUGUCUGAAUUAUUCAUGUAUUACAACAGUGUGACCUCCCAAAGGCUUAUGAGCAAUGCUACACAGUGAAGCUGUUUCAGGGGGUGCUUGGACCCUGGCAAUAGCGAGGAAAGUUUGUGCUAAGUCAGUUCAAUUAUAAUCAUGUAUCUGUUGUUGUGUUACCACUUAAAACCUUGUUUUCCUUGAUGACUGCAUUGCCUGGAAUAAGCCAGUACUCAUGGUGUGUAGUUCUGGUGAACUCAUCUUUAGCGGUUUUCUGUUUGCUACUAUAGCAUCUAGAGAAAAUAAUUCUCUACAAGCUAUCAUCAUCUGUUGAAAAGGUCAGAGACAGAAAAAAUUAAAUGUCCCCAUAUAUACUUUUAAAGAGAAAAAGCCUAACAAAACACUUCUGCAAGCUCUCUGUAACUCUUUGAAAUAACUUCUCCUUCUGCCAGUUUCAAAGCCUGCAGAGACCAUGCCAGAAUGAGAUUCCUAAAAGAAUCAGUUGGAUGGUGUGAGACAUUAUAGGAGCACAAGGAACUCAGCACCUGCUGAGACCUUCAGGCUGUUUUUUUGAUUGUUGAAUCCCAGACUGUUAAACCUCAUCAUAAGGCUUCUAGAGACUUCUGGAAGUGUGAGACUCUGGCCUCCAGUGGGUGUCAAUAACUUGGUUUGCUGACUCAGAAGAGAACAAGAGGUUGGUAGUGAGGCACUUUGAUCCCAUAUGCUUCUCUGAGUCACUGUGUUCAAAAAUAUUUAUUUACCUUUAAAUUCUACUACACUUUGCUAAGGUUUUGGUUGUGUCCCUUGCAAUUUGUGUAUCUUGUACAGUACAGACCAUGCAGGCAAUUAAAUAACAAUGCAUUUGUCAGGGAAACUGUUGAAUGAAUUCUGUUUAAACUCUGUUUUUGCCCAUAGAUAAUAUAGUUUAGGAUUUGGUAAUUGUUCAGUAAAUACACUAUCAGAAAUAUGAUGUAUGAACGACCUGUGUCCUGGUUUAGACAGAAACAAAAUACUUGGCUUUUAAAGACGUGGGAGUUGUGCUUCACAGUAUUGUUUCUACCACCACCUACUCUCUAGGGUUUUUUUUGGGUUUUUUGUUACACUAAUGAACCCUGUGUGAUUGCUCAUUGAGAUCUGCUCAUUACAUCUUCUUGUACUUGUAGCUGUUACACCAUGAAUGUUGCCUUGUCUUUUCAAUUCUCUGGUUUCAGAUCUUCCUUGAAACACCUCUCUCUCUGCAACCUGGAGCUGAUAACUUCUAGCAGUAUAAUCAGUUUUGUUUCCUUGGUUUGCUUUUGAGUCAAAAGAUUGUCUAGACAGAUGGUAUACUCCUGCUAUCUGAAUAUGUCAUUGUAACACAGCCUUGCUUGUCAUCAGAUUCAAAAAGGAAUAUAUUCCAAUAGUUUUCUGGAAACCACCUGGAGAGUGCAAUAUUUGAUAUAAUUAGUGGAUGUGUAUAAUAAAGAAUGUUUUUAUAGUUUUCUUUUUAUAUUUUUUCACACUAUGUUUGAAAUAACUAUUUUUUAGCUUUGGCCCACAAUAUCUAUUUGUGAGUAUGGAUCCUCUCCUUCCUCCUCUUACAGAAAGGUUUCAUGUCCCCAGUCCCAAGAGGGGAUUAGUUUUGCUUAGGUUAACAUUUGGUUUGUUUAAUUAUUUUACAUUUGUUUAUACUUCUACCACUCAGCUGGAUUAAUUACCUUACAUCUGCAUAUUUUUCUCCUGACUAUUAGCACUGUUUAGCUUUAUUUUCUCCUAAUAUUUAAUCUCAUCUGCUCUGUGUUCCAAGGGGGUCAUUAGGCAGGGACUCCCUCCCAACUGCUGUAGUGCUGAGCUUGUACAUUGCUAAGCACCAACUUCUUGGACCCCCAUGACCAGUCAGGCUGCAAGAGACACGUGGCUUGUUCUAGGAUUAAAUAUUUGUUGUCAUGUUUAUGCAUUGCUUUUUUACAGCUCCCCAUGCUGUUUAAAUUAGACAACUGGAAUGCAGAGCAUGCUGUACUACAUGGAUUUGUCAUCUGAGGGAUUAAGGCUCGUUUGAGUUGAUACUUUGAUGUGGUCAGCUUUGGUCAGCUGCUGCAGUUUAAAAUCAGAUGGAAACUUGUGUAACACAGCACAGCAUUCUGCACAGUUCUCAGCACUUAACCUGCUAACCCGCAACAGAAAGGAGGGAUUUUUUUCUUCUUUCCCACUUUUUUUUCCUUGAGACCAUUAUUUUAUCAAUUCUUUCUGUACUGUAAGUGUUUGGCUUAGGCUGCAGAACUGUAACCAAUAUAGUAGGAAGGUAACUCCCACUCAGAACUUCUCCUUCCAUCUCAGUCAAAACACUGAAAUCACUCAAGGGUCCUGUAAGGUUGCUAGAGUCAUGCUACACAUGCUAUUGAAAUAAAUGCCAUGCUUUGGACUGCACAAAAAAAAAAGCAAUUUAAAAGCACACACUAGAGAAAAAGAGAAACAAGUUAUUAAAUUUUGUAUUUCUUAAUGAAAAUGAACUGUUAAGACUUGUAUUUUGGGGAAAAAAAGAACAAAAGUUUGCUAAAUUAAUUUUUUUUGACAAAAGUUAGUGCUUGGAAACAUACAUUGCACCUGUCAGUGUAAUAUGUCUGUAGCACAGAGAGAAUAAAAUCAGCUGCAUCUUUUAAGAUGAUGCCAAUUUCUGUGAGUUCUGUGCAGCAGUGAACAUACACCAUCCUUCAGGGUUGCUGGCUUUGGCAAAAAGUUCAAGCAUUCAUAUGAAAUAUUUUACCUAAUACUUUGAGUUUAUAGACUUCUAAAGGAGAUAUUUUCUAAUUGUGAAACUUCCAAGAUACUUUUCUAGAACAUCCUUUGCAAAGGUUUUAGAUAAAAUGAAUUUAAAAAAAAAGACUGAUCUAGGAAAUAAACACUGGGAUCUUUGGUGAACCUGAAUGUCUAGUAGAAGGCUGUCAUUAACAUUUUUUUCUGUGUUGUGUUUAACUAUUUUAUGUCUUUAAAGGCUCUGUAUCCUCAGGGUCUUCAGGAGAUUAAUGUUCAAAAUAUGCUGGUGUUUAUGGUAUGAAAUUAUUUUUCUCAUUCGGAAAAAGUUGUCUUGAAUCGAAGAAGGAAAAUAAAACUGCCAGGAAGGAAAAGAAAUAUAAAGUGUUGCUCACUGCUGGAAGUCCAGCUGAAGACAACUUCCAUUUAUGACAGGUAGAGCACCAGUGCUCUAGAGGUGGUGCCACAUGUACCCUUCCCCUCUCUGCUUCGACAGCCAGCAAAACUUCAGUCCUGACACUCACCUGGAGUUAAGGUAAAAUCACAGCUUUAAAUGACAACAGCUGGGCACAGCUCACAACCAUUUGCUGUG